UUUAUACCGAAAGGGAAAUAAUGUAAACUUGAGCAACAAUAUACAAAAACGCUGUCGUUCACGUCAUCCCAAACUUCAAAGCGGGAACGAAGCAAAAUUCAAAUGCCUUUCGUCAUUCAUACCACACCCAAUCUCGUGAACAUCCAUUCAGCCAAAUUUCCGCCAUGGACGAAAUUGCAGCUCGAAUAAUCUCCAACCUCGAGACCCAGUCGCCAAUUUCAGAGUCGUUUCUGAAAGAUCUAGGUACCCUGUUGGAUUACACUCUGAAAACCAACGACCCAAUUGACCUUGAGAAUCUGUACAGUGAACUGUCUGCAAGAAAUCUUUCCCUCAGUUCCCUCGCUAAUGAAGUUUCCUCCGCCAUGGAUACUGGGCUCAGCUCCAGUAUUUCCAUUUUGUCAUCAAAAGUCUAUCUUUCUCUCCUUUUAUCUCCCAAUUCACCAGUUUUCACGUUGUUUACUCCAAUGGCUUUUCUCAGCCUCCUUCGUGCCAUACGCUUGGCUAUCAAGAAACCUUCUUUGGUUUCAAGUGAAGGGUCAGUUAUUCGAAGCCUGGGGCAAAAGAAGAAGGGAAAGAGGAAUAAUUUGGGGAAUAAGAAAGGCUCAGGAAAUAGGAAAAUUGCAGAGCGUUCCGCUGAAGAAGGAGAUUUUGAUGUUAGGGAUUUAUUCACAUUGCUCGAAAAGUUGGUAAAGGUGAUGGAUUUGGUCCACUUGGACCGUUUUCCAGAUUGUCUGAAGGCUUUGGUUCAGACCGCGUGUGAGAUCCCAAUGACGGCUGUAGAGAAUUGGGGAAAUUUGGGGAGUUUUAAGAGGUUAUGUGAAUUGUCUUCGGAGGUCUUAAGUGAAGCUUUGAAAGCCGAGCACGGGAUUCAAGGAGAAACUGCUGCCGAAGUACUGAAGGCGUUAGCCCCGUUAAUCUUAUCCUCUAAAACACAAGUAAGGAGUUUUGCUUUGUGUUUUGUGGUCAUUAAAAUGAUAAAGAUGGGUGAAAACUCAGAUGGCAUAAAAAAGGCAGUUGCGAACAUGCCAAAAUAUUUGGUAACAAAAUCUCCAGAAAGGGCUGAGCCAAGGGCUUUAGCAGUCGAGUCAAUUAUUGAAAUUGUUAAGGCUUUGGAUUCCGAGCAUCAGGUAAAAUUUGCUGAUUAUCUGGUGAAGAUGAGCCAAGGGAAGGGGCAGUUAAGGCUUUUAUCAGUGGAUUUAAUACCCGUUUUAAUUAUGUCGGUGAAAGGUCCUUUCGGGUUUGACUCAGCUGAGGGUGAAGGGGACUCAUGGGGUCUGAGGCUAUUGGAAACACUUAUUCAGCGUUGUUCUGAUUUGACGGCUGCUAUUAGAGCAAGAGCCUUAGCAACUUUAGCUCAAGUGGUUGUGUCCUUGUUGGGAGAUGAUAAAAAUCGAGUAUUGUUGAAAGAGGUGAUGGGAUUUGGGCAUGAAAGGGUUGGUGGGGUUAACAGGAUUCUUAAGCUAAGAUGUAUGGAUGAGAAAGCGGCCGUUCGAAAGGCGGCUCUCGUACUCAUAUCAAAAUUGAUCGCACUCUUAGGGGGCGAAGUUGAUGAGGAGCUGCUAAAGACAGUGGGCAUGGCUUGCUCGGAUCCACUUGUUAGCAUUAGGAAAGUGGCAAUAUUAGCCAUGUCAGAGGCCUUUAGGACAUACUCGAACCGCUUUGUGACCAAGGAGUGGGUGCAUUCUAUCCCACGUUUAAUCAGUGAUAACGAAACCAGCAUCCAAGAAGAAUGUGAGAACCUUUUCCUUGAACUAGUUCUCGAUCGCAUAUCAAGAGCUGGAUCAAACUUUUCAGCUGAACAUGAUACUGUUGCCCGUGAAACAAAAGGGGAAAAACAUAGCUCGAGUGUGGACGAUUCUGAAUCCUUAUAUCCAGAAGGAGUCUUAAUUUUGUUGAAAGAGGUCUGUGAUGCUGAGGUGUCACCUUGGGUGAGAAAAAUCUGCUUGAGCCUGGGGAAAAAGAAAAAACUCCACAAGAAAAUUGCUACUGCACUUCAAAACAUCAUUAAGAAAUCCGAAUCUCAAUGGCUGAGCCGUUCCAUGCCGAUCCAGAAGUGGACAGCGCCACCUGGCGCCUGGUUUCUCUUGUCAGAAGUAUCUUCGUUUCUUUCCAAAUCAAUCGAAUGGGAAUUCUUGAAGCAUCAUUGGCAGCUUGUUGACAAGUUUAAGCCAGUUAGCGAGGUUCAAAGCCCUUGUGCACAGGGAUAUGAAGAUGAUGUUGAAAUGGUGGAUGUUGAGUCUAGUUCUGUUGAUUGGGUGAAGGAUCGUGUUUACCUCUUACAGACGAUUUCAAAUGUUUCUAUGGAAUUACCCCCGGAACCUGCUGCAGAUCUUGCACAAAAUUUUCUCAAACGGCUUGAGAGGUUUAAUAUGCAUUCGACUGAGUUGUGGCUCUUGACAAAGGUUAAUGCCCAUGUAAAAGCACUCAGAACCCUUUGCAAAAGGAAGGCCUUAAACCAAGCAGAGGCCGACUACAUUGUAACAAGAUGGGUGGACCAGCUUCAAUCUAAAGCCUCCAAAGUUCUAGAUUCGUACAUGUCCAAAAUAUCAGAUUCCAAUAAAGAGAAUGCUUUUCUCACCCCACAUAACACGGGGAGUCGUAAAGCACCAAGAAAAGCUGAUUCGAAGUUAUUAGCUAAAGCAGUUAUUGCUAUUUACACUAUUGGAUCGUUGGUUAUUGUCUGCCCUUCAUCCAAUUUAAAGACUAUUGUUCCAGCCAUACACACCAUAAUCACUUCAAGAAGUUCAGAUGCGAAAUCUAGCAACUUAACUGGGCUAGUAGUUGAUAUAAUGCAGAUUGCCCCUUCAUUGUAUAUACAAGCAUGGCUCACAAUGGGAAAGAUUUGCUUAGCUGAUGGGAAACUUGCUAAACGUUAUCUUCCUCUGUUUGUGCAGGAGCUUGAAAAGAGUGAUUGUGCUGCACUUCGCAAUAACAUAGUUGUCAUGAUGGCAGAUUUCUGUGUGCGGUACACUGCAAUGGUUGAUUGUUACAUGUCAAAGAUCACUAAGUGUCUGCGUGACCCAUGCGAACUAGUAAGAAGGCAGACAUUUAUUCUACUCUCCCGCCUGCUGCAGAGGGAUUACGUGAAGUGGCGAGGUGUGCUUUUCCUCAGAUUUCUACUAUGUUUGGUCGACGAGUCAGAGAAAAUACGGCAGCUAGCAGAUUUCCUCUUUGGGAACAUCUUGAAAGCAAAGGCUCCACUUUUAGCUUACAACAGCUUUGUCGAAUCUAUAUUUGUCCUGAACGACUGUAAUGCGCACACUGGACGCAGCAAUUCCAACAGCGCGCGCAAUGAGAACCAUCUCUUCUCAAUUAGAGGAAAUGACGAGAAGUCGAGGUUGCAAAGGAUGCACAUUUACACGACGCUGCUUAAACAAAUGGCGACGGAGCAUCUUUUGGCCACUUUCGCCAAAGUGUGCGCCGAAAUUCUUGCUGCUGCUUCUGACGGUAUGCUCUCCAUUGACGAUAUUACAGGCCAGGCUGUUGUUCAGGACGCCUUCCUUGUCCUGUCGAGCAAAGAAAUCCGAAUCCAAUCGGGCCACGGCCCAUCAUCAUCAUCAUCAUCCUCGGAGGCAGCUGACGUGGAAGAUGAAUGCCCGGAAAGCAACCCGAGAGGCAGUCGGGCCAUAACGCAAGCCGUGCGCAAGAGUCUCGUUCAGAAUGCAAUUCCGAUUUUUAUCGAGCUGAAGCGCUUGUUAGAGAGCAAGAACAGUCCACUCACGGGGUCUCUAAUGGACUGCCUGCGGGCCUUGCUAAAGGAUUAUAAGAAUGAGAUAGACGAGAUGCUGGUGGCCGAUCGGCAGCUGCAGAAGGAGCUUGUGUAUGAUAUGCAAAAGUACGAGUCGAACAGAGGUAAAUGCGCGCAGGGGGAUUGUGGGGUUACGGUGAGGUCUGUGCUGAGGGAGGUGAAUGGGACGCCGCUGGGGGGGAUGAGCGUGCCGAAGCUGAAGACGAGGACUGGCGGUGAUGGGAGUGGAGGGGGGAGGGUGGCGGCGGCGCCGGAGGUUAUGGAGUCUGGCAAAUUAGUUUUUGAGGAGAUCUGUUAGUUUCACAGACUGUUUAUCUAUGGAUUCCUUGAAUUGAUGAUCCUGAAGUCGUGCGAAAACCUCGUAAUUUCUGAAUCCCAAAUUCAAUUUUGGGACAUCUCUUUUAUUUAGAAAAAAAAAGGAAAAAGGUGUAAGAAGUCUCCAUGGAUAGCAACAAAGACGAAGCCGUGAGAUGCAUCAACAUUGUCAAGGAGGCAAUCGCCGCCGGCAACAAGCAAAAGGCACUCAAAUUCCUCGGAAUUGCACGCCGCCUUAAUCAGAAUCUACCUAUUGACGACCUUCUAUCCGCGUGCGAGAAUCUCGACCCGUCGUCUUCCUCCUCUAAUCCUUCCAAUGGCGUGAAGAAAAGUGUUCCUAACGAGAAGGACGAGGAAGCUUCCGUCAAUGGAGAAAGGGUUCUGAAUGGCGAGAGAAGCUACACAGAGGAGCACGUGCACAUGGUCCGGCAAAUCCGGACUAAAAAGGAUUAUUACUCGAUUUUAGGCCUGGAAAAGAAUUGCACGGUCGAUGAAAUCCGAAAGGCUUAUAGAAAGCUUUCUCUGAAAGUCCAUCCAGACAAGAACAAGGCCCCUGGCUCUGAAGAGGCUUUCAAGAAGGUCAGCAAGGCCUUUAAAUGCUUGAGCGAUGAUGAUUCCAGGAGACAGUAUGACCAAACUGGCUUAGUCGACGAGUUUGAGCACAACCAACAGUAUCAAGUGAGGAGGAGGAGAAGAACAGGCAACCACUUUUAUGAUGAUGAAUUCGACCCUGAUGAGAUUUUCAGGGCUUUUUUCGGCCAACGUGAUGCGUUUAGGCACGCGCAUGUUUACAGGACCCGAGCGAAUAACAAUGGUGGUGCCCACCAUAGAGAGGAUUUUGGGGGUGGGGGCCCGAAUUUCAUGCUUUUGCUGCAGUUGUUGCCGUUUUUGAUAAUUAUUCUGCUGGCCUACCUCCCGUUCUCGGAGCCCGAGUACUCGUUGCAGAAGAACUAUUCGUAUCAGUUUAAGAAGGCGACCAGCGAGCAUGGGGUAGAGUUCUUUGUCAGGUCAGCUGAGUUUGACCGGAAUUAUCCAGUUGGGAGCCCAGGCAGGAAUGAGAUCGAGAAUAGUGUGUUGAGGGAUUAUAAGCACAUGUUGGGGAGGUACUGCCAUAUGGAGAUGCAGAGGCGCCAUUGGAACAGACACUUUCCGACUCCUCACUGUGACAAGCUCGAGAGUUUCGCGUCGUGAAGAUUUUACAUGUGGAUAAAACCCUCAGCAGGUGGUAAUUCACAGGAAGUCUAAUCAUAUCCUCGAUUGGAACUCUUUGCUGAGAGGUGAAGAAAACUCGAUCAAGCUUUCAUUGUCUGAAUUCCAAUAGUUGACUUUUUGUAGUCAAUGCUCUUUUUGCAAGUGGAGUCUGGACCAGGGAUUUGCCUUAGGGAGGAUUUUUGGGCCACAUAGACCAUGCGGAAUUUUUCCGUUUAAUUUCUGUAUAUUAUUUUGCAGCUAUCACAACCGCCAUACAAUGAACAGUAGCAUUAUAGAUAGAAAUGGAAUAAUUCACAAAAAAAACAUGAAUUAUUUUCAGCCCUUGAUGAAUAAUGUGUUGAAAAUAUUCGAUUUUUGUAUACCGGUGUUAGCUGUAAAAGCAUGCAUGAUCUGCAGGAGGGUUCUUGAAUGGUCCUGCGGCUAUUUCAGCUGCUGUUCUCCUGACGACAAAAAAAAUGGGACCUUCGAAAGUGAACUUACAGAGCACCCGCUUGCUAUCCCACUCAAAGUUCACCCUCUGAAAUGUCUUAUAACUGGUUUUGUGACAUGACUAUGACCAUGAAAUUGUGUCCAAUUACAAGUUUCUAUAAAAUUAGAAUGUACUGCCAUCUAUUUUGCACCAAAAGAAAAAGAAAAGUAAAAAUUUUAGGGGAAGUUGUUUAAGAAUGAAUCAAAAUCCAAACUCAUUAUUAGUUGAAAUGGGCCGUACAGCAUAUAGUUAAGGCCCAAGUGUAAAAGGAGGCA
Striga asiatica is the source of this 6019-nucleotide messenger RNA. NCBI's taxonomy places the organism in Eukaryota, Viridiplantae, Streptophyta, Magnoliopsida, Lamiales, Orobanchaceae. The record is from the annotation of a GenBank genome assembly.